Messenger RNA from Tinamus guttatus (white-throated tinamou), 756 nucleotides. RefSeq names its product RAB23, member RAS oncogene family (gene RAB23). NCBI's taxonomy places the organism in Eukaryota, Metazoa, Chordata, Aves, Tinamiformes, Tinamidae. Gene Ontology annotation, molecular function: GTPase activity; GTP binding. The record is from RefSeq and is a predicted model, not a curated record.
AGAUAUCCCUGAGGUAGUCAGAAGAUUGCCUAAGCUGCAAAGAUGUUGGAAGAAGAUAUGGAGGUGGCCAUCAAAGUGGUGGUAGUAGGAAAUGGAGCUGUUGGCAAAUCCAGUAUGAUUCAGAGAUACUGCAAGGGCAUUUUUACAAAAGACUACAAGAAAACUAUUGGGGUAGAUUUCCUGGAAAGACAAAUUCAAGUUAAUGAUGAGGAUGUCAGGCUAAUGUUAUGGGACACUGCCGGUCAAGAAGAAUUUGAUGCAAUAACUAAGGCCUACUACCGAGGUGCCCAGGCUUGUGUUCUUGUGUUUUCUACGACUGACAGAGAGUCCUUCAAAGCAAUCCCUACCUGGAAGGAGAAGGUGGUGACUGAAGUUGGAGACAUUCCCACUGUGCUUGUACAGAAUAAGAUUGAUCUCCUUGAUGACUCUUGUAUAAAGAAUGAAGAGGCAGAAGCACUGGCAAAAAAGCUAAAAUUAAGAUUCUACCGAGCAUCUGUGAAAGAAGAUCUGAACGUGACAGAAGUUUUUAUAUAUUUGGCUGAUAAGUAUCUUCAAAGGCUCAAGCAACAAACAGCUGAAGAUCCAGAAGUAGUGCAUACCAGCAGUAACAAGAUUGGUGUGUUUAACGCGGCCCUCGGAAGUCACUGCAGCCAGAAUUGUAGCACCGUCAACGGCGGCGAUGUCGUCAACCUCAAGCCGAACAGGCAGAGGACCAAGAAGAGCCGAAGUCCCUUCAGCAACUGCAGCCUCCUGUAG